AUGGUGUCCGCACCCGGAAAAGCCAUCGUCUUCGGUGAACAUGCCGCAGUGUAUGCUCAGCCCGCUAUUGCCGCCGCUAUCUCUCUCCGAUCCUGUCUCCUCAUUGGCUUAAAUCAUACGUGGGAAACCGACGCUCUGCCAUGGAAUGUCUUCCACCACCCUUGCAAGAAAAGGUUCUAUUACUCUGAUGUCAACUACCUCGACGCUCAGUUCCUCAAAGCCAUCCUGCCACAUGCAGAGGCUGUGUCGAAGCAUCUUCCAGAGCAGGAGCGCAAAAUCCACAUCAAAUCUGCAACCGCCUUCCUCUACCUCUACCUCUGCCUCUCCCUAGGCCCCGUGGAAAGCCCUGGAUUCAUCUACACUCUUCGAUCGACCAUUCCUAUUGGCACAUGUCUAGGCAGCAGUGUCAGUGUUUGCGUCCGCUUGAGCACAGCGCUGCUCCUGCAGAUACGCGCCCUUGCUGGACCCCAACCGGGUCAGCCUCUUGAGGAAGCAGAGAUUGGGGUUGAUACUACGGUCUCGGCGAGUGGAAAGGUUGUGAUGUUCCAAAGAAACGCUUCUGGACAGUCGUCCGUCAUCCGUCUCACCAAGUUCCCGAGACUACCUCUCCUUCUCGUCGAUACUCAACAACCGCGCUCCACCGCUAUACAGGUGGACAAGCCUGAAAUAACAGACCUGAUCUUGGACGGAAUUGGCAAAAUUGCAACUUCGGCACUAGCACUGAUUUCAUCGGCUGAGCUCCAUGGUAGUGGUGCCGCUGAUGCUCUAGGACAUCUGGGAGCCUUGAUUGGUAUGACAAAACUCACCGGUGCUGGAGGUGGUGGAUGUGCUAUCAUCUUCUUGCGACCGGAUAUCGAAGAUCAAACUAUUGAAGAGCUGGAGCGAACGUUCACUGCAGAAGGAUUUCGGAAAUAUGAGAUUAUCCUAGUUGGCGACGGAGUUGGGGUGCUUUGGCCCGCCGUAUUUACAAACGGCAUUGAUGGAAAGCCUGGCGAAGAGAUUAAUCAGGUGAUGUUUGAAAAGGCUGAAGGCGUUGAAGGUAUCAACCAGCUAAUUGGAGAGGGAGUGCAAGACAAUCGGGAAGGCUGGGGCUUCUAUCUUUUGCGAAUCGAAUCUACCAAGGCCGAGAUUGAAGAGGUCAAGCACGACCAGAACGUUCACCGUGAUCAAAAUGAGAAGCUCCACGAUGAAGUCAGAGCUCUGCAAGCUCAAAUAGAAGCUAUCCCACCGGCGGCUCUGGCCAGAUCAUGGGCCGCAGUAGCAGCUAAUGGCAACACUUUUCAGAAGCUUUCUGAUGAAUACCCCGACACGUUCACAUUCAUCGGGUCUCAACUGGCCCCGUACACCCUGCAGGCUCCCAUGCCCACGACUGUCUUGAAAGAGCAUCAAAAGCUAUAUCUAGGACCGAAGCGUGCCCUGGGGGUUAUAUUAAACUCAUUUAAGGUGAUUAACAUCGAUAUUGACGAUUCAAGCAUCGCAGUCUCCAGUCCGAAUGAAAUGAUUGCACCUAUGGCCUAUCAAGGGGACGGCAUGCGAGACGCAAGAUAUCAUGUCGGCCACCACGCAGGACACUCUCAGGGCCAACACCAACCACUCCCCUUGGACCAUGAUGUACAAUAUAAAUUUCCACCUUAUGACAUUGACUGGAUUAUUCAAAGCUUCGACCUCGCCGAGCCGGUCAACCUGCGAUACCUGGGGAGCCGACACAACACGAUCAUUCCCGGCACGCUCUGA
This is a messenger RNA of Aspergillus nomiae NRRL 13137, 1734 nucleotides long. Its product is annotated as mevalonate kinase. Gene Ontology annotation, molecular function: mevalonate kinase activity; ATP binding. The coding region runs from base 1 to 1734 and encodes 577 amino acids. The record is from RefSeq and is a predicted model, not a curated record. Gene Ontology annotation, biological process: isoprenoid biosynthetic process; ergosterol biosynthetic process. The transcript is spliced from 7 exons. NCBI's taxonomy places the organism in Eukaryota, Fungi, Ascomycota, Eurotiomycetes, Eurotiales, Aspergillaceae. Gene Ontology annotation, cellular component: cytoplasm.